UUGGAUAUCAAACCGAAAAUAGAUUUAGAUUUGAAUCAUCUUCUCUCAAGUAUUAUUAUCUUUGGAGAUGCUUGAUGUUUUGGGAUUUCCCUCAAUUGUAUUCGAAAACAAAAAAAAAAUCCUCCGCCUUUUACACGACGUCGUUUCGCCAUAUGAACGAACCAUCUGGCCCUCAACCUCGUUACCGAUCUCUGGCCCUAAUUUCAGUGUUCUCAUCAAUCGCAGGCACAAAAGAAGCUUCAUCAAGCAACCAUUCUACCUUUUCCGGUACCAGGCUACCAGCAAUACUAAGCCGUUUUAUGGGAAAAAUGACAGUACUUGAGAUAAAAAAGUUGCGGGUUUUAAGAACAUUUUGAAUGUCAAACUUGAUGGCUGACUAUUCGAGGAUGGCGUGGCUUUUGGCUAUUGAGUAUCUGGCAAAGUUCCAGCAAUUGGAUCCAUCAAUUUUACAUGAUUUGAUUGAUGAGGCUCCAGAAUUAUCUGAGGAUUUGGGAAACGGCACAAGGGAAAUGGUUGCUUUAAGAUGCUUGGAGCAGUUGUUUGCUACUAGUAAAGAAGUUGCGGAUGAUGUUCCUUCUGUGACAGAGCCAAAAGAUGCAUUUGACUUCUCAAAGAGCUGUGAAGAUGUGCUCCAAUCUGUACUGAAAGAGAGAGCAGUGUCAGAUUUAAAAAUGUCAGGAGGGAAUCUGUUGAAAUGGGAUAUUCAUCUGUUCAUCAUGCACAAAAGAGCUUCUGUGCCAAAAUGUGCUUUAGAACAGGUAAUUGGAAAUAUCUUUCCCUGUCAGGUACCCAUCCAUAUACUGCUUCCUUGACAGAACUUAGUGGGCUGGUGCAUAAAAAUGUUGGGAAUGAUAGGGUCAUUGUGGAUUAUGGUUGUCAUAAUGUGCUUACACGGGGGAUUGACAGUAAUGGCUCUGACUCACAAACUAUGUCACCAGAAGGGGGCACCAUUUUUUUGUCACUUGAAAAUACGAAGGGUAUGGUGGAAGGUGAUUCAUAUCAUAGAAAUUUUUUACUUUUUAAGAGGAAAAAAAAUGAUAUGGAUAAUGAACAUCCAGCUGGAGACUACCAGGAUGAACAAGAUGGUGAUCGCAAUUUAAAUGUCAAGAGGUUUAAGCAAGAUACCUUCUGUGCUAAUAAGUGCAUGGAACAUGUUUUGAAUCCUCAAUGUGGUAAUGAGUUGGUAGAAGAUUCUUCUGAAGCAAUGGUUAGAGUUACAGAGGAUGGAAGUUGUCAUGUGGAAGGAGAGUCUCAAGCAGGAGGGUUGGGUGAAUGUAGAUAUUCGGAGAAUGAUCAUAGCAAAUUUGUUGCUAUAGAGAGGCCUGGGAGGAGUCCUAAUGCUAAUGCUGAUGGUGAAUUCCAGCAAUAUCAAUGUGAGAAUGAUCAUAAUGCCAAUAACAUGCUGCCAGAUGCAUCUGGAGAUAGACCAUGUCAAUAUACGUUGGUGGAUGAAGUCAAUAAAGCUGAACCUAGCACAUCAAAUGAUGCACCCUCUGCAAGAAGCCAGCAAAAGGUCUUUGCUGCUGACACCAAUGCUAACAGCGAUUGUAAUAAAGUAAAAUCAGCAAAUGCUGAUUCCUCGACUGAAAUUUCUAGAAGAAUUACAGUUGAAAAAGCAGAUUGUCGGAUGGAGCAUUUUUAUGAAGAAGACACUUCAAUUGAUGGUGAUGAGUAUCAUCAUCAGAGGGUUGAUGUUGCUAUGGAAAAGAGUAAUUUCUUGAGCUCUCAGUGCACACUAAGUCAUGUUUCCCAGGAAAGCUGGACACAGCUAAACCUUUGUGUGAAAUGUAGUGAAGGUGGUCAGUUGUUGGUUUGUAAUGCUGUUGGCUGUCCAUUGGUGGUUCAUGAAAAGUGCUUGGGUUCCUCACCAAGAUUUGAUGAGAAGGGGGAUUUUUACUGCCCAUUCUGUGCAUAUUCACUUGCUAUCUCCGAGUAUCUCCAAGCCAAGAAAAAAGCCUCUUUGGCUAGGAAGGAACUAGGUGCAUUUAUUUGUAGACGUACUAAGAGAUCACAUAGCAACCAACAAAAUAAUUUUAAACAGAAUGAAGAUGGAUGUCAUCUUCACAUGGUUCAUGAGAGAGGGAGUUUGGCAGAGAAAGAAUAUGAUCAAACAAAUAAUGAAGGGCAUGCAAAUAAAGUCAAUGACCAACUUAAGAAAAGACAAGGCGAUAGGCAACCAAUGAAACCCAUAAUAUCAUGCCUUGAUGUAAAUUUACUGGAUAAAGAAAAAGAGCCAAAUGUAAUUCCUGGAGAAAAGGAAAGGAAAGAGCUGGCUCCAGAAUGCCAACAUGUAAGGGAAACUGACAGACAAGACCAAACUUGUGCUGACCCAAAGAGCAAUGGUGAUAAUCAAAUGUCUAAAAACAAAGAGGUUCUUGUCUCUUUAAAUGAAAAACAAUCUGAAGGAGGAAUUCAGAGGACAGUUUUAGAGCAACAGAAUAGUGAUUUGAUUGAGAAGCCUGUUGGUGCCAUAGAUAUUGAUAGAGAAACUUCUGUUGAGGGAAAUGAGAAAAAUAUAAUCUCUAAUUACUCUAGGAAAUUCCGGGGGAGAGGGACGGAAUAUGUAUCCCCAGCAUUGCCUCAGAUAUUGAGGCGAAAGAAAGUUCCAUGGACAGCUAAGGAGGAAGAGAUGCUUAAGGAAGGAGUGCAGAAAUUUGCAACUGUUGGUGACAGAACUAUUCCGUGGAAGAAAAUUUUGGAGUAUGGUAGUAUGGUAUUUAGUCACCGAACUACAGUAGACCUUAAGGACAAAUGGAGGAACAUGUGCAAAGGCAGUUCAAAAUGCAAAUAGUUUGUCAGCCUGUUCUAUUUGCUUGCUAAGUUACUUUCCCAUACUUUGGUCUGCUUCUGGCUGAAUUUUCCUUUAGUCCAUGGUUUCUGGAAGAGUACAUUCGGCAAAUCUCAUCUUAAAUCUCUUCAUUAAUGAGGAAUCUGAGGGAUCCUUUUGCUUAUAGGUUGCGGUAGCUAUACUACAGUCAUGGACAUUGAGAAAAAAUAGCGCUGCUUGCCUGAUGAUAUGGUUGAUGCUGUGUGCCAAGUUUUGCUAUCUGCAUGCUGUUAUUUAUGGACAUCAACCUAGCAGAAUGGGGAAAUUCUUUAUCAUGUAAUGUCAAUCUCAAAAGUAAGCAGAGUUAGAAGUUCACCAAGCUGGAACACACACUUUUACUUCAGAUCAUUACAAUAUGAUAAAUAUUAUGGGAAGAGCUUGAGUAGCAUAGGGUGCACUCUUCUGUAUUUCUUGUCUCUCCAACAUUGUAAAGGGUAGAUACCUAGAAUUUAACAUUGCUGUUUUUCAGUGUCGUAUGUAUAGAUACCUUUGCAGUUUAAUGAUAUAAAAGCUUGUAUAGUUCUUUUAUUCCUCUUUUGGGAUAUCUGAUACUAAUUUGCAAUAUGAGAUGGUCUGUCUCUAUGAUUACAGAA
Jatropha curcas is the source of this 3420-nucleotide messenger RNA. RefSeq lists its product as uncharacterized. NCBI's taxonomy places the organism in Eukaryota, Viridiplantae, Streptophyta, Magnoliopsida, Malpighiales, Euphorbiaceae. The record is from RefSeq and is a predicted model, not a curated record.